Messenger RNA from Ceratina calcarata, 4387 nucleotides. Its product is annotated as Deubiquitinating apoptotic inhibitor. Bases 119 to 2758 code for a protein of 879 amino acids. NCBI's taxonomy places the organism in Eukaryota, Metazoa, Arthropoda, Insecta, Hymenoptera, Apidae. The record is from RefSeq and is a predicted model, not a curated record. The transcript is spliced from 3 exons. Gene Ontology annotation, cellular component: nucleus; cytosol. Gene Ontology annotation, molecular function: cysteine-type deubiquitinase activity. Gene Ontology annotation, biological process: ubiquitin-dependent protein catabolic process; protein deubiquitination.
GAGCCAUGAAAUCAUUUUAGAUUUUCGUGAAAGUCAUUCUUGGUUGAGGUUAAUAAUAAUUCUUGCUAAAAAUUAUAAGACAAACAGUUUAAAGUCGUGUUAAAGUGUUAAUUGAACAAUGCAUACUGAAGAAAUCCUUAAGUACGACAUCAAACAAUGUUUAAAUUUAAUAAUGGCUGGUAACGAUACAGAAGUUAGUGAAGGAUGGACCAAACUUAAAAAAUUAGAAAGUGAGCCCAUAUAUGGGCACUUAAAUAAUUACGAAACUAUCUUGCAUGAGGUACUGACCGGUACGAUUAUAAAUGUGCAAGAACUUCCAAGAGUUCUGAUAUGGUUUUCAAAAUAUUUAACAGAAAAACCAUUUACUUUGCACUCAAUCUCCAAUGAUAUUGCAAUAAUGCUGAAAAAUACAGAGAUCAGUGAUAUGUCUCACUUGACAAUGAUACUUCAGGUAUUAUUAGAACAUAGUGUCUAUUUACCGGAUUCUAUUAAUCAUUCAAAACUUUGCGAAGCAGUCGUUAUCAGUUUGUCUACAUUUUUAAUGCCAUGUGACCCAAGGAAGAUUUCAGAAUUUAAUGAUAACGCAUCGAAAGUUCAAAAUUUUUUGGAAGUAAUUAGAUUGAAGUCUAAAAACAUUGAAAACGACAACCUUAUUCUCAUAUGUCUUCAGACAUUAUAUAAAAUAAUAUCAGAUACUAAAGGAAAACAAGAACCUGGGCCUGGUUUAGCAGCUGUACUCCAAGUGGUAAAAUCUUCUAUAAUACCACAGGCUGUUGAUUGGAUUCUUUCUGAAUCUCACUCAGAUGCCCAGUUGGCACAGGCUUUAAAGGUCUUGUGUAGUUGGCUUCCAAAAUGGAGAGGGGACAGACUCAGUAUUUGGAUCAUGGAGUUUAUAAUUGGUUUAGAAAAAAGGCAUAAAUAUUCAAUACUCAUUGAAGUUACAAAAGCUAAGCUCGAUGUAAUGUUCUGUGCUUUAUCAGUACCUGUUUGCCGUCAAAAUGCUUCCCCUAUUAUAUUUUACAUUUUAAGAAAGCAAGGAUCUCCAUCCUUGUUUCAAAACAUAGUAAGAAAUAUACAAAUAGUGAUGUCUAACUUCCUAAUUAAAGAAGAUUCUGAAUCAAGCAAGGAGUGCAUACAGAACUUGGUUGACAUCAUGAAAAUACUUAUGUUAAGAUUUCCAAACCAACAUGGUUGCAUUAAUUUGGAAAACAACUUCCCAGUACAACCCAGAAUGCAUAUUGUUAAAGAAGUAUGGAAUGAUCAUGUUUGGAUAGAUGAAAUGGAGGAGAAGGAGCCGUUAAUUGAAACACCGAAAACACAUCUUGGAAAAGUUGGCCUUUCGAAUCUUGGAAAUACAUGUUAUAUGAACAGUGUGUUACAAGCGUUAUUAAUGACUAAACAAUUUUGUUAUGAAAUAUUAAUGUACAAACCUUCGAACAAAGCUGAUGACCAAGUUGUACUUAAAAAGUUGCAAAAUCUAUUUACUUUAUUGUUGUACUCGAAGAGGAUUUCCUUGGCACCAACUGAGAUUUUACUAGCUUCCCGUCCUGCUUAUUUUCUGCCUGGUCAACAACAGGAUAGUUCAGAAUUUCUCUGUCACCUAUUAGAUCUUCUGCAUGAACAAGAAAAGUCAGCUAUUAUAAUUUGCGAAGCUAAUGAUUCUAAGGAAGACAGAGAGACGAAUGAAAUGUCAACGAUGAGUGAAGAAGGAGCUAGUAUCAAGCGAUGGACAACUGAAGAGGAUUUAAGUGAAAGUAUUGUAUUGGAAAGGAAGACACAAUCAUUAGCGGAUUUCACUGAUGGAGAAGAUCUGGCACAAGUUCAACAACUUAGUGAUUCACAUUCGGAUUCUACAGAUAGCGGGAUACAGUCCGUAGGCGGAGAAGACACGAACACACAAGUACCACUUGUUCAUAGAGUACUAGGAGGAAAAUGUAAAAUUACUUAUCAAUGUGCCCAAUGCGAUACGAGUUCACACAACACGGAUAAAUUCCGUGACCUACAGUUGUGCUUCCCAGAGGAGAUACAAGAGAAUCAAGAAGUUUCUGUACAGGAUCUUAUAAAUUAUUAUCUCACACCGGAGAAAUUGACUGGCGAAAAUAAAUAUCGUUGCGACAAAUGCAUGAAGCUGUGCGAUGCACAAAGGAUCAUAAAAAUUUUGCAUGCACCUACGUAUUUAAUUCUAAUACUGAAACAUUUUCGUUACGACUUCGACACCAGAUUAAGAACGAAAUUACGGCACAAAGUGAUGUACAAUGAGACUAUACAAUUACCAGUAUCAACACCAUCAUGCACAACUACCGAGACUUAUCAGUUGUACGCAGCUGUUGUUCAUUCGGGCUAUAGUAUGGAUUACGGUCAUUAUUUCACGUACGCUCGCGACUUGAAACAAAAUUGGUAUAAGUUCAAUGACAGCUACGUCUCGCAGACGACGUUCAACGAUUUCAAAAGCUUAAAGCCACCAGACACACCUUAUAUAUUGUUUUAUGAAAAAAAUGUACCAUUCGAAGGAGGACUUUACGAUGAAGACAAACCCGAAUUGUCGACGUUAAGUAAACAUUUACAAGAAUUAGUAGCAAAUGAUACCACAGCUUAUAUUGAGGAGUUAAGGCAUCAAGCGGAAAAAUCGCAGCGAGGACGACAUAAUUCGAUAUCGUUACGGAAAAACGAAAAUUCUGACGAUGAAAAUCCUCCGCCUACUAGCUGUCAUUCGAAGGAGGACUUUACAAUGAGGACGAACCCGAAUUGUCGACGUUAAGUACACAUUUAUAAGAAUUAGUAGCAAACGAUACCACAGCUUAUAUCGAGGAAUUAAGGCAUCAAGCAGAAAAAUCCAAGCGAGGACGACAUAAUUCGAUAUUGUUAUGGAAGAACGAAAAUUCUGACGAUGAAGAUCCUUCGCCUAGUAGCUGCCGAGGCGCUGUCAAUAUGCGAGUCGUUUCUUUAUUAAGUUAUUGUAAUGUUUAGAAAGUAUUAUAUUUUUUUUUUAUAAAAUCAAUUGAAUGCUCCAGGUAAAUUUUUAAUACAUUUUCCUUAUGUUAGUAAGGAAUGAACAGAGUUCCUUUCAUAAGCACAGUACUAUUGUGUCAAUUGGUGUCAAAUGCAUUCAAAGACAGUAUAAUAAGGAACUUUAUAUACAUAUUUAUUUUCUGUAGUUUCAAUCAUCUUCCCGACGAGCGUUACUGCUGUACAUUUAUUACGUGUAGAACAACUUUGUAUAUGAUUGUAUAUUCCACGAUUGUUCUUGAUAUGAGGAACGUAUUACGAAAAGAAGAAUUGUUAACAAUAAUCGAUGGAUAUUAAACUACUGUAAAGUAUAGUGGCGAAUAUUCACGAAUCGUACUUAAUACUUGUUUUCUUGUGGGUUUAAAAUAUUGUUUUUUCCCUCAUGCUAGUUUAUGAAAUUAAAUAAAAAACGAUCGCGAUCAAUGGAGAGUGUAUUAUAAAAUUGUAAUGGAGAAUAAGAGAAUACAAACUCAUCGUCAGUAUUUUAUAAAAAGUUUAAUGUAAUCGGCUGCGUUUUUACAGUCUUAUGUAUACACAAAAACAGUAUUUCGAUAUUAAUUGAAAUAUUAUCAAUUUUAUAAGUAACUUUUGUCACGUUUUCGCACACAGUAAAUCACUAUCCAUCUGAAUUCAAUCGUGCGAGAUAUAAAUGUUAUCUGUUGAAUAAGCUCGCAUAAACAUUUUAAUUUUGGCAUUUAUUGGCAGCAACCAAUAAAUACGAUGUAUAUAAAUUUAUAACUUGCCAGAUAGUUGUAUUUGAAUACUUAUUAUAAAAUUGGUCAAUAGUUUCGAACAAUUCAAAAUUAAAAGAAAAGCGUAACAAUGAUAGCAGCUAUAACUGUAAAUAGAUAUAUUAUAAUUCUAGUUAUCUCAAAACAAAGAAGAACUCCAAGCAUUACGAAUCUGUGAUAAAUUUGUACUGUCAAAUUGAUAACGUUAAUUUCGUAGCCAAGUAUUGAACGGAUGAAAAAGGAAUAAUUGUCUAAUUUUCUGAAAUUCUCUCUAUAGUAUACGAAAUUCAUUAGGUCUUACAUAAUUACAUUAAUUUCUGUAGGCGAUGCAUACAAUUUUUCAAAAUAAUUCAUUAUUAAUAGAUAAUUCAUAUUAAGUAUAUUUAUUUAUUAUUCGUUUAAAAUGCUCAUCGUUCCAGGAAACUGCACAAAAGGAAUGUUUACUUCACAAUAUUUUGCCCUUUUGCAGGGUGAACAAAUAAGCAUUCGGUAAUAAUAUUAUACCGCAUAAUUAUUUUAUUAAUGAGAUUAUUUCUGAAUGGUGCAGUUGUUUUUUGUUCGUUAGCUUAACAGUGUAGUAGUGUAAAAUAAGUGUGGAAGCUUUAUCACAAUAUAAUAAGAAAUAAAGUAAUAAAUAUGUGACGAUUCUC